CGCGUUCCAAGCCUCGCUGUGACCACAGGACACACGGGGUUGCCUUAGUCAGGUUUUCUGGUGUACUCCGCUGUCUUCUUCAGACUGCGUUCCGUUGUUCCUGCGUCACACCGCUAUUAUGUUUACUCAUCUGACGAAACUAUCUGCGUUCCAAGCCUCGCUCUCCCUACAGGAAACACGCGGCACUCCAUAAGGUUCUAUGUUGUCCCCUACCGGAAGCGUCUGAGCAACCUCGCGGCACUUCCGGGUUCCAAGCCUCGCUCUCACACCCGCUGUUUCCCAGUGUAUGUAUCAAUGCAAGAAAAAUGGGGGAUCUUAUGAGGUGUAAUGUGUGCUUUCUGAAGCCCAGAAGAUCAUCAUCCCGGCUUGCUAUCACAAACUGUGGCCAUGUACUGUGUGACGCCUGCCUACAGAAAGGUAAAAAAGAAGAAUGUGGUGUGUGCAGAUCUCAUUGUCAAAUGAUAUUUCUUUCUAAUGAGACAAACCCGGAUAUCAAAAUGCUUUUCAUGGACAUUAAGGUGCUUUGCAACAACUACUCUAAGGAGUUCACACAGGUUUUAGAGUUUCAGGAUAGCCAUAGACGCAGGUUGCUAGCACAUUACAAAGGACAGAGAGCAAAGUUGGAAGAGACAGUGAAAGAAUUGACCCAACAAUUACAAAGCAUAAGAUCUUCUCAGUCAUAUAAUCAGUUGCCACCUUCAAGUGCAUUACUGAAUUUUGGUCCUGAAAGCCAUCAUGCAUUUUCUCCUUAUUCUCAUCCUGUAUCAUCACAACGACCAAAUGUCAGACCUGCUGAAUCAGUGGAUUUUUCUUUAAGCACACCUCAGAAGAAAACAAAUUUUACUAUUGCUGCACCAACCAGACUGUCACUGAUAACCUCCCCCCGUGAGAGAUGCCUAGGUCAAGUUCCCCACAAAAUGAAUACUACCGGCUCAUUAAGGUCUACUGGUGGCUCCUUGCAGCCCAACAUCUAUCACCAGCUGUCACAGUCGGCAUCACAGAUGGACCGGAGAGGUUCCUGGAACUUCUCAAGCCCGGGAGUAUCUCAGCUGCUUUCCCAGACACCAGCCUCUUCCCAAUCCUCGAAGGUGCGACAGCCAAUUACCCUUACCAACAUCCUGCAGCGCCGCCAUUAAGAAUCUGUAUACACCGAAAGCACAGCAAUGUUCUCUGUUGAUGUUCCUUCUUGUCCUUUGUCUUUUUCACAUGCUUACAGGAUAGCUAAACCCAAGAAUAAAUAUGUUAUAUAAUGCAGUUUAC
This is a messenger RNA of Rana temporaria (common frog), 1260 nucleotides long. RefSeq names its product ring finger protein 212 (gene RNF212). Gene Ontology annotation, molecular function: SUMO transferase activity. Gene Ontology annotation, cellular component: synaptonemal complex. The record is from RefSeq and is a predicted model, not a curated record. Gene Ontology annotation, biological process: reciprocal meiotic recombination; protein sumoylation; homologous chromosome pairing at meiosis. NCBI's taxonomy places the organism in Eukaryota, Metazoa, Chordata, Amphibia, Anura, Ranidae. The coding region runs from base 306 to 1136 and encodes 276 amino acids. The transcript is spliced from 12 exons.